Ruditapes philippinarum (Manila clam) is the source of this 1120-nucleotide messenger RNA. RefSeq names its product coiled-coil domain-containing protein 1-like. Bases 106 to 1086 code for a protein of 326 amino acids. Lineage: Eukaryota; Metazoa; Mollusca; Bivalvia; Venerida; Veneridae. The transcript has 2 exons. The record is from RefSeq and is a predicted model, not a curated record.
UAACGUCAUUACGUCACAUGUCCAGAGCGGCAUUAGCAACAGUUGAAUCAAGCAAUAUACAAUUAUUAUCAGACAAUGUUUCGGAAUUAUUACGCGGAAUAGGGUAUGGAAGAUCCGAGGGACAGUUGGUAUAAACCAAACCUGCUGUAUAACAUCCAUUACAAACCAACAAAUCCAGGGACACCACCAAAGAUGAAGAUAAUCACAAAGAAAUUCAAUCCAAGUUAUUGUACUUGUGGGCAGCAUGGAUGUGAACCACGUUAUAGAAUGGAAAAGGAAAUUGUAUGGUUAAAUAAUGAGCCAGAAAAUAAAGAAGAAAGAAUGCUAGACGCAGGAAACCCUGGUGAUGAUAGCAUUGUAAAUGAUGAUGAUGAUGCCGAUGAUGUAAAUGAUGAUGCCGAUGAUGUGAAGGAUGAUGCCGAUGAUGUGAAUGAUGAUGCCGAUGAUGUGAAGGAUGAUGCCGAUGAUGAAAAUGAUGAUGCCGAUGAUGUAAAUGAUGAUGCCGAUGAUGUAAAUGGUGAUGCCGAUGAUGUAAAUGAUGAUGCCGAUGAUGUAAAGGAUGAUGCCGAUGAUGUUAAUGAUGAUGCCGAUGAUGUAAAGGAUGAUGCCGAUGAUGUUAAUGAUGAUGCUGAUGAUGUAAAGGAUGAUGCCGAUGAUGUUAAUGAUGAUGCCGAUGAUGUAAAGGAUGAUGCCGAUGAUGUAAAUGAUGAUAAUGAUGAUGUAAAUGAUGAUGAUGAUGAUGUAAAUGAUGAUGCCGAUGAUGUAAAUGAUGAUGCAGAUGAUGUAAAGGAUGAUGCCAAUGAUGUUUAUGAUGAUGCGGAUGAUGUAAAUGAUGAUGCUGAUGAAUUAAAGGAUGUUGCCGAUAAUGUAAAGGAUGAUGCCGCUGAUGUUAAUUAUGAUAUCGAUGAUGUAAAUGAUGUCGUUUGCACUAGAGUUGUUGACAACACCGAUGACGACCUCGCAGACUGUGGUGAGCCUGACCUCAUUGUAGCAGAUGUUGAAGUUACUUACGAUGACGAUGAUUUUGGUUCAUCCUUUGGAAUCAUGAGUGUGUACUGCGACAGUGGGAUUCAUACAGCAUGGUAAGUUAAUAAAAUAACCUUGUACAUAUAGAUCUGAC